Molecule: messenger RNA, 807 nt
Organism: Nematocida major
Lineage: Eukaryota; Fungi; Microsporidia
Exons: 1
Coding region: 1-807 (268 amino acids)
Molecular function (GO): protein binding
Source: RefSeq, a predicted model, not a curated record
AUGUCUCAAUGGUCUAGAAGAAAAGCAAGCGGCCUUCCUGUCCGAAAUCUCUCUCUCCCGAUAUUUUUUAACGGAAUAUCAGAAGAGGACCAAAUAACAGAAAUCCGGGAGGCGCUCAAAAACAUGCGGUAUUGCAGCUUGACGAAAACCCGAACCAUCAAUCUCAGUUGCUUGGCUAUUAAAAAUCUUCCCAUUAACUCUCUGCUGGCAGCAAUGAAAGAGGAAGUGAUGCCCCUUUCGCAGAGUGUGGACUAUGAGAUGGUUUUCUCUGAGACAAAGAUCGUCCUCAAUGUUGAGGGAAACUUGCUGGAGUCUCUUCCGCUUGAGCUGUUUUCUGCGAAGAACCUCCACGCAAUUCUGCUGCGCUCCAACAAGCUGCAGACAGUGCCCCCGGAAAUCGGAAAUCUAAAGAGUCUCUGCAUGCUCACGCUUUCCGGAAAUCCUAUCCGGCACCUUCCUAUUGAGAUCACGUCGCUUUCUAUCUCCAUGUUUAGCAUAUGCGAAAAACACUUUAUGUCGCAGGAGGAAAUAGACAGAGAGAACUCACGCGUAGAGUUUCCGGCGGAGACACUGAAUGAGCUCUGCCUAAAAACCCUGCCUCUAGGGGAUGUGUGCAGAACCCCCAGCCGCAUAAAGAAGGCGCUUCGGGUCUGCUAUGCGUGCAAGUCACUGACAAGCAUUGCCGGUACUGUGUAUAAGUAUAUGCUGUACAGAGAGCAGAUGAUUCCUUUCUACAUGUCUGUGUGCUCUUCCUCGUGCAAAGAAAAGUGUCUUUCAGACGCUGAAGAGGAAGCGCCAGCAGAGUAG